This is a messenger RNA of Striga hermonthica, 549 nucleotides long. NCBI's taxonomy places the organism in Eukaryota, Viridiplantae, Streptophyta, Magnoliopsida, Lamiales, Orobanchaceae. The record is from the annotation of a GenBank genome assembly.
AUGGAUGAAAUGCCACCAGGGUUUCGCUUUUACCCUACUGAAGAAGAGCUUAUUUCCUUCUAUCUACACAACAAGCUCGACGGAAAAAUAGGCGACGACAUGAACCGUGUUAUCCCGACCCUCGAUAUUUAUCAGCACGACCCCACCCACCUUCCAAAUUAUUGUGGGGAGCUUUGCCAUGGGGACACAGAGCAGUGGUUCUUUUUUGUGGCGAGGCAAGAAAAGGAAGUCCGAGGAGGGAGGCCUAGCCGGACCACGGCCUCUGGCUAUUGGAAGGCCACCGGCUCACCCACUUACGUCUACUCGUCAAGCAGUAGUAAUCAUAGCAAGGUUAUCGGGGUUAAGAAAAGUAUGGUCUUUUACAACGGAAAAGCUCCCAAUGGACGAAAAACCAAGUGGAAAAUGAAUGAGUAUAGAGCCAUUAAACAAGAUUUGCACACUUCUAUUCCAAUGUUGAGGCAUGAGUUGAGUGUAUGCAGAGUUUAUGUGGUCUCGGGGAGUUUUCAGGCAUUUGAUCGGCGCCCGACUCAUCAUGUAGCACAAAGUUAA